Eurytemora carolleeae is the source of this 1590-nucleotide messenger RNA. RefSeq names its product cell wall protein IFF6. NCBI's taxonomy places the organism in Eukaryota, Metazoa, Arthropoda, Copepoda, Calanoida, Temoridae. Bases 298 to 1590 code for a protein of 430 amino acids. The transcript has 8 exons. The record is from RefSeq and is a predicted model, not a curated record.
UGAGGGCGUAGAGCUCUCUGGUUUGAUGAGAGUUCAGUUCCUCUCCGGUACUAGAUCAGAUCACAUCUCACACUCUCACACCAGCGUUAAGGUUUCCAACACCCGGCUACAAUCAAACCCCGCGAGUCUUGAAUUAGAUUUAUUAAAAUGAUUUCAUAUUUUUAGUGAUAAAUCAAGCUCUCUAUUCGAUUCUAAGCAAUUUAUUCUGGUAAUAUUUGUUUUUCAUUUUUAAGAUUAAAUCUUUUAAAAAAUUAUAUUUGAGAAUGAUGAAUAAAUAGUGAUUAAAACUACCUAAAAAUGUACACACGAAGAGGAUCUUUUAACCUGUCAGAUUCACAAAAUGAUUCAAGUUUCUCAUCCGGAAGUAGUUACGGCCGGUCAACCGGGCGAAGAUACAGAACUCCCCCUUCCCUCCCCACGCCAGUAUAUGAUGAUGAUACAUCAGAUUGCUACUGUAGGGUCUCAUCAAUUAUAAAGGCUGCAUUGUUCCUUGUACUGGUGGCUGGUGGUGCAGGAGGUUUAGCGUACUGGUUUAUCAACUACCGAGGGGGAGAUGUAGAUUCUAAUAACAGUACUGACCCUGGCCCUACUUUAGACAGUCUUAGGGUGGGAGAUGAGGAAUUCGUUUAUAGUAAUAUUAUAAAGAACGAUCUGCCCCCUCAAAUUAGGGACCAACUGCGAGGUGUUCUUGAAAUAUUUGAUGGUGGGGACCAUGUUGAUCAGAUCACUUCAAGACAACAUAAACUUGGGAUUCCAGACGAUCAAGAUCAUUCUGAAAUCAGUGAUCAUGAUAAUGUGAUCGGAGAUAUUGAUGAUAAUCCUAUAAAUCAAAGCUUUGAGAACUAUCGUGACGGUCGGACAGGAAAAACCAGAACAACAACACAAAAAACUUCUGAAAUAUCAACAACAACAACAACCUCAGAGGAGUAUCAACCAACAACCAUUAAAAACACAACAGCAUUCAACAACCUAGUAGAAAAUGUUGCAAUUCAAGAAACAUCUGAUUACGCAACAACAACUGAUUCAUUGUCAACUCCUGGUUUUGAAAUUAAUACCGAUUAUUUGGCAACAACCGUUGAUUCCGUUGCAGCUGCUGAUUCCGUAGCAACCGCUGAUUCCAUGUCAACAGAUAAUUCGUUGACAACAGCCAAUUCCGUGAUAGCAGUUGAUUCCUUGACACCAACCAACGAUUCCUUGACUACAACCGCCUAUUCUUCUUCGACCAACACUGAUUCCAACACCGCUGAUUCCAACACCGCUGAUUCCACCACCGCUGAUUCAACCACCGCUGAUUCCACCACCGAUUCAGAUAUAGAAACUGAACUGAUCAGCCAAUUAUCAGACGAGCUUGCGACAACUAAACGAUCUAUUAAACCAGUCACUGAAGAAACAACAAUAAACGAUGAAGUUGCGAUUACUGAAAAUGAUCCAACAACCAUUACAACUACUACUAGUGAGGAAAGCACAGAUGGUGCUAUAUCAACGGAAGCGGAAACGAAAUCGGAAAGAACGACAGGAAAGUUCGAGUUUAAACCUAGAAACCCGGGAAUAAGAACCUACACUGUUAAUCCAUCUGUUCAAACAGGUUAG